Schistocerca gregaria is the source of this 2955-nucleotide messenger RNA. RefSeq names its product kinesin-like protein KIF3A. Gene Ontology annotation, biological process: microtubule-based movement. The coding region runs from base 28 to 2955 and encodes 975 amino acids. The transcript has a single exon. The record is from RefSeq and is a predicted model, not a curated record. Gene Ontology annotation, molecular function: microtubule motor activity; ATP binding; microtubule binding. Lineage: Eukaryota; Metazoa; Arthropoda; Insecta; Orthoptera; Acrididae.
GUUAUCUUUGAGCAGGUUGGCAAGCCGAUGGUCAGGUCUUGCCUGGAUGGCUACCACGGCUGCAUUUUUGCGUACGGACAGACUGGAUCCGGGAAGACUUACACGAUUUACGGUGGGCGUGCUGGGUCUGAGAAGAUGAGAAGUGAAGAGAGGGGGUUGGUCUUUAGAGUAAUUGAAUAUUUGUUCGCGAAAAUAGCUCAGAGCAAGAAUGAAUAUUCGUGCAAAUGCAGUUAUCUUGAAAUUUACCAGGAGAAGAUCAAGGACUUGCUGGCAUCCGACCGCCAGGCGAAGAAUUUAUUUAUUCGAGAGGACCUGAAGCGAGAUGUCUACGUGGAACAUUUAAAGGAGGUCGCUAUUGAUUCUGAAGAAGACGUUGAAGAGUUGCUUUCUUAUGGCGCGCAGAGACGUCAUGUUGCUCGGACGGCAGCCAACGACCAGAGCUCGAGGUCCCACACAGUGUUUACGUUGUACGUGGAGGGCAAGAUACUGAAGGAGGGUGGGAUGAAGGUUCGGAGGUACGCUAGUCUUCACUUGGUGGAUUUGGCGGGGUCUGAGAGGCAGAAGAGCACUGAGGCAACGAGUUUGCGUCUAAAGGAGGCUAGCGUGAUCAACCAGUCUCUUACGACGCUGGGGAGAGUCAUUAGGUCGUUGGCGCAAGGAGGGAGCAAUUACGUUCAUUAUCGAGAUUCGAAGUUGACAUUUUUGCUCAAGAACUCAUUGGGGGGAAAUUCUAAGACGAGCAUUAUUGUGACGAUAGAUCCUCACAUGAGGAGUUACGAGGAGUCGUUGUCGACGCUGAAGUUUGCCCAGCGUGCCAAGUUCAUAAGGAACAGGGCGAGCAUUAACGAGAACGUGUUGAGAUCGGUGGGUCGACAACAGGAGGUGGUUAGGAAGUCGGCGAGGAGGGAGGUGCCGUCGUCGGUCGAGCACCGGUCUGGAGGUGCUGAGGGUGCGGUGGGGGAGGGGUUGAGGGAGGGGGUGGAGGCAAGUUCUUCUGAAGGGUGCCAGAUAGUGAAAUUAGAGGCGUCGUUGAGGGACAUGCGCCAGAGAGAGGAGAAGAUGAAGGCGGAGCAAAUAAGGUGUUAUGAGAAGAUUGAGGACAUGCAGUUAUUGUGUUUGAGGCAAAAGCUUUAUUUUAGGGUGUUGGAGUGCUGUCUCGAGCUUAGCGAGGAUAGGACGAGGCGAAUACUCGAAUAUGAGGGUGGUAGCGCUUACAAGGAGGAGUUGUACGGAGAAGAGUUGAGGAAUUUGGAGAAGCAGAUUGGGUACUUGAAGUACCAGUUGGAUCACCAUCCGCAGGUGACGAGGUUGGCGAUAGAGAAUAUGGAGCUGAGGGAGGUGUUGGACCAAUACGUUGAGGUGUGUUCGGAAGAGAGUCAGGAGUUGGGGAGGUUGAGGGAGUUGCAGGGAAGGUUGGCAUCGGAGGUGGAGAGGUUGAUAGGGGAGAAGCAUCGUUUGAUCGAGUGUUUGUGCAAGGGUGAGGAGGGGGGGUGUGGGGUGAGUGGGCUGGAGGAGUGGAAAAGAGGCGAGAGAAUGGCGUUAGAGAUGGAGUUGGAGGAGUACAAAUGCCGUGCAGGAGAGGAAUUGAGUGCGAUGAGGGACAGUAUGGCGAUGUUGGAGCGAGAUUGGGACGUAUCUAGGGACCAGCUAGGGAAGUUGGUUGAAAUGAUGAGACGCCAUGAGGUCGAGCACGAGAAGGAGAUGAAGGCGAUGAGGGCGAAGCACGAAGAGGAGGUGAGGGCACUGAAGACGAGGUGUGACGAGCAGACCGAGGACAUGGAGGCAAUUCGGAGGAGCGAGAAGAGCACGCUUGCGAUAGUGCUGACGAUGGAGCAGCAGAUAGACAGACUGAGUGAGGAGAAUAGCGGUUUAAAGGAUUACAUUGAGAAGUUGAAGGCGGAGUAUCAGAGCGAGAGGUUGAAAUGUGGAGCGGUGGGUGCAGCGGAGGUUGAGAGAUCUGAGGACGAGGACGAGUUGGCGAAGGUGGUGGGGAGAUGUGGGGAGGGGUCGUUGGCAGGUUUGACAGAUUUGACAGGUUCGUUGUUACAGGUGUUGGAGAAGACUUUAUUGAAGCAUCACCGGGUGAUUGUGGAACUGCAAUCUGAGGUAUGCCGAAUCAAGAAGGAGAAGGAGACGAUGCGCGCUGAGGUGGGGGGUAGGGAUCAGGGUGUCGACGAGGCGGUGAGCAAUUUCUCGAAGAAAUUUGUCAAUUUGGGAGAGGUGAAGAGUGACAUUGAACGGGUGACGGAUGAGGUGGCGACAUGCGAAAGCGAGUUGAGUGACGAACGGAUUGGGAUGUACACCGAUUUAUUGGAGCGCGUGGCGGUGGGUGAAUUGGGUGACGUCAGAGUUGCUGACACGACGGAGUCGAAUGCGGAUCGUCCGGUUACGCGUGGAAAGAAGAUGGCGCCGUUGUUGGAGGCCGUUCUUGAAAGGCUGGGGCAGAGAAAGCAGGUGACCGGCGGUUUGGAGUGUGAGGCGGAGGAGAUGAUGGGCGGGAGGACCGAGGUGCUCAAUCAGCUGACAAAGAGGAAAAGGCCUUGCGAGAAUACGGAGCACGUCAUUGACAGUUUGAGGACAGAUUUUGAGCCGUGGAAGUGUCAGGGUGAUGGGAACGAUGGGGACGACGCAAGUCAAGAUAGCGGCUCACAGAGGGGUUCUGAAGGGGAUUGCCCGGACAGCAGCGAUGAGAAAGGUUCGUGCGACGAUUUGGUUUUUGAGGAAGGAAAGAAUCAUUCUCGGGGACAGCCUGAUGGGAGUGUGAGCGUGGCUGGCGACGGACCUUUUUCAUGUACAAACGAGCGCAUGGACGCGGGAUAUAGCGAGGGAGGCGAGAGCAGUCAAAGAGGUGUUGGGUUUGCGAGGUGCAUGUCUGACAUUACCAAUCGACGAAAGAGGUCAUUUUCGCCGGGGGUCGAAAGUCAGAGCAAAAAGGGCUGCACGACAUGGAUGUAG